UAUUAAACCAGGAAAUUCAUGUCUGAGGAAACUGAUAUCCGCAUUUGGAUAAACUGAACGAGACUUCAGCAAGAGUUUGGCGCAACUACAUCCACUGGUGAUGCCGGAGGUCACUUCCACCAGAAGUGAUAGGCUAACAUCCAAAGGCAUUAUGUUUUUAUGCAACACCACAGCCAUCAAGGACUGGAGCUUUUUUCUCUCUCAGAUCAUGCCUCUUGUGAAUAAAUCAGCGGGAUUUGUUCAUCAGAGUAUGGAUCGGGUGGAGGCGGUGACGAGCACCAUGGUGACGGCUCUGGAGCCCGACCUGAGCGGCAUGAGCGCCAGUCACCCGCCGCUCAACUCCAAUCACACGUCCGGGUUGGAGCACGUUUUUCAGUACUCGUACUCCGAGAGCGACCUGCAGUUCACGGACUACAAGACACCGCCGAGGGACUCGAUACCACUGCCCAAGGCGGUGCUGUACCUGGUCAUGGCCGCGCUGGUGGUGGUGGCCGUGGCUUACGCGAUCGUGGGGCACCUGGUGAAGGAUCUCGUGCAUGAGUUUGUGGAGUGGGUGUUUGGGCCCCGUUCAGAUAACCGCAGGAGCAAGAGUGAGGUGAACUGCAUCAGCAGCAGCAUGAAUGAAAUGAGGGAACUCUCACAUCCAGUGGACAUGCGCUGCAUUGUGUACAAUCACUCCGACUGCCAAAGCACCAUUAAGAUGGAAGAACUGGUGGUCACCAUCGAUGAGGCCUCGCAGCUACCUUGUGAAGCUUACAGUGGGACCUAACUGAGAACAAACCACCACCAUUUGAUACACCCUUUAUAAUGAGGAAAAAAGCAUGUUUGCUUUAGUUUGAGCAGCAUCUGUGAUGUUGAA
Molecule: messenger RNA, 859 nt
Organism: Sinocyclocheilus grahami
Lineage: Eukaryota; Metazoa; Chordata; Actinopteri; Cypriniformes; Cyprinidae
Exons: 2
Coding region: 101-769 (222 amino acids)
Source: RefSeq, a predicted model, not a curated record